AUGGCCCCCGCAAACAAGAGGAAACAGUCGACAAAGUCCCAGUUUUGGGUAACUGAAGAGUACCGGGAGGAUGCUUCCAAAGGUCCCAUGCUCCGAUUCGAGGAUUCUCUCCCACGAUUGCCAGUACCCUCCCUCGAGGAGACAUCCGCCCGCUAUCUGAAGAGCAUUCACCCCCUCUUGACCAAGGAGGAAUUUGCCAACUCCGAAAAAGCUGUAGCUGAGUUCAACAAGCCAGGUAGCCUCGGAACAAAACUCCAAGAAAGGUUAAUAAGCAGAGCUCAAGAUCCCAAUGUCAAGAACUGGAUAUCAGAAUGGUGGAACGAGGCUGCUUAUCUCGCCUACCGCGACCCUGUCGUGCCUUACGUAUCCUACUUCUAUUCUUUCCGCGACGAUCGACAACGGAGAAAUCCCGCCAAACGAGCUGCAGCGAUCACGACCGCGGCCCUCGAAUUCAAGCGUCAAGUCGACAAUAGUACCCUCGAGCCUGAAUACAUGCGGAAGAAGCCCAUGGCAAUGAGCAGUUAUGAGUACAUGUUCAAUACCUCUCGUGUGGCCGCCUUACCAGCAGACUAUCCUAUUCAAUAUCCUGCUGAAGGCAACGAGCAUAUCAUCGUCAUGCGACAUGGUCAAUUCUUCAAGGUCCAGACACACGUGGCCGGAAAGCAGUUGAACACUUCCGAGCUCGAACAACAAUUCACCAAAGUCUACAAAAACGCCCAAACCACCACUCCCAUCGGCUCUAUUACCUCCUUCCCUCGCGACCAAGGCACCAAGGCGCGUGAAAAUCUCCUUGCUGCUUCUCCACUCAACGAAGCAACUCUGAAAGAAAUUGAAGCCUCAUCGUUUGUGGUUGCCCUGGAUUCUGCUUCUCCAGUCACUCUCGAAGAACGAGCACAUGCUUAUUGGCAUGGCGAUGGUGCCAAUCGGUGGUAUGACAAGCCCCUUCAGUUCAUAAUCAACGACAACGGCACUGCUGGCUUCAUGGGCGAGCAUAGCAUGAUGGAUGGAACCCCCACACAUCGACUUUGUGAUACCGUCAACGCCCUUAUCGUACACAACAAACUAGACUUCAACAAUCCUUCUAUUCGCUCCAAUCUUCCCGAUCCAGUCGCCCUUCACUUCGAAACAUCUGCCGCCGUUCUUGAAGAUGUGGCCACCGCCCAAGCUCAGUUCCGCCAAGUCAUCUCUUCUCACGAUCUCCGAGUACAGGCUUACCAAGGUUAUGGCAAAGGCCUGAUCAAGAAGUUCAAGUGCUCCCCUGACGCUUUUGUUCAAAUGGUGAUCCAGCUGGCAUAUCAUAAGAUGUACGGUAAGAACCGUCCCACCUAUGAAUCGGCUGCAACACGAAAAUACCAGCUAGGUCGAACUGAGACAACAAGAACCGUUUCUGAUGAAUCGGUUGCAUUCUGCGAUGCCAUGGCCGAUGCUUCUGUCUCUCGUGAAGAAGCCGAGCGCCUGUUCCGAGACGCGGUUAAAGCCCAUGUCCAAUAUACCGCUGAUGCUAGCGACGGAUAUGGUGUUGACAGACACCUUUUCGGUCUGAAGAAGUUGGUACAGGAGGGCGAAGAACUACCAGAGAUUUUCAAAGAUCCAGCCUUCUCUUACUCUAGCUCUUGGUAUAUCUCAUCCAGUCAAUUGAGCUCGGAAUAUUUCAAUGGAUACGGUUGGAGUCAGGUCAUUGACCAGGGCUGGGGCAUUGCUUAUAUGAUCAACGAAAACAGUCUACAAUUCAACAUCGUGUCCAAGAAACUCGGAUGUGAGCGAAUGAGCUUCUACCUCAACGAGGCAGCAAACGACCUUCGAGAACUGCUGACACCAUCACUUGAACCUCCGAAGGCCAAGUUGUAA
Exophiala bonariae is the source of this 1848-nucleotide messenger RNA. RefSeq lists its product as uncharacterized. Gene Ontology annotation, cellular component: mitochondrion; peroxisome. The transcript has 3 exons. Gene Ontology annotation, molecular function: carnitine O-acetyltransferase activity. Lineage: Eukaryota; Fungi; Ascomycota; Eurotiomycetes; Chaetothyriales; Herpotrichiellaceae. The record is from RefSeq and is a predicted model, not a curated record. Gene Ontology annotation, biological process: carnitine metabolic process. Bases 1 to 1848 code for a protein of 615 amino acids.